AUGCUGCUUCGCGGUAACUGCACGCAGUGCGUAAGUGAUAAAGCAAGGGUCUGCCUGGCUACUGUGCUCGAGUACCUGGUUGCUGAGUUGGUGGAUGUGGCGUGUGGCGUAGCUGUCGACAAUGAGAGAGGACGAGGAGCUGAACCAGAUGGCAGCGAACAUGGCCACUCCUUAGUGUGGCGACCGAUUAGGUGGGCGCUGCUGGCCAUGAAGAUGGAAGAGUCAAUGGGCAUCAGGGAGUAUGCGGACUAA
Hydatigera taeniaeformis is the source of this 252-nucleotide messenger RNA. The record is from the annotation of a GenBank genome assembly. NCBI's taxonomy places the organism in Eukaryota, Metazoa, Platyhelminthes, Cestoda, Cyclophyllidea, Taeniidae.